Molecule: messenger RNA, 698 nt
Organism: Populus trichocarpa (black cottonwood)
Lineage: Eukaryota; Viridiplantae; Streptophyta; Magnoliopsida; Malpighiales; Salicaceae
Exons: 2
Coding region: 175-546 (123 amino acids)
Source: RefSeq, a predicted model, not a curated record
GGGACUGUUGAGCUUCUUCUCUGCUACUGCUACUGUAUUAAUCCCGCCACCCUUUGUUCUUCAAUUUAUUUUCUUUGCCUUCAUUUUCACUUUGUUUCUCUUUGUUUUAGUUUUACCAUUCUUGUGUACUCUUAUAUCCUCUCGCCUGAUUCUUAAGGCUGCAUAUCUCUAGAAAUGAUGUAUAUCCCAUUUUUCGGAACAAGAUUUGGUACUCCCAGGUCCAAGCCUGUUAAAGGAGGAUCAAGGUGUAAUAUUGUUGAUCAUGGAAAGGUUGAUGAUCUGGGCCUCAAUGAUACGCAAGAUGGCUUUGAGUCAGACCCUAGUUGGGAGUUUCCAUCUUUGGACGAAUCUGAAGAAAAGGAACAUAGAGAACAAGAAGAUGAUCAAGAGGUGGAUGGAAGAGAAAAGUUGUGCACGUAUGAGGAGGACUCUUGGCAAAUUCUGGUACCAAAAUCUCUUACCAAAAAGGAAGAAAACAAAACGUUUUUUGAACUCCUGUCCUUUUGGAGAAAGAAAGAGAAAGAAGAGAUAUGCAAGAGAUUUUAAUUAAGUUUGGUAAACUUCAGCUCUCAGAAAUUAAUUGAUAGUUUUUCUUUUCCUUCCUCCAGUCACUGAUUUGAUAAUAUUGAUGAAUAAUUUUGUCAAAAUGUAGACCUGCUGGUUUCUGGACAAAUAGCUUGCAUGAACAGGGAGGGAAA